AUGGUGGGAGUGGAGCAGGAACAGGAUAACUUGGAGAGUCAUUUAAAUGUGAGUGCCUCUGAAGAGCUCACUGGGUUUUGUCCCACCUCCCACCUGCCCAGUUCUGUGGAGAGCUCACAGAUCUCCCACUGUGACAUGCAGAUGAGUGAUGGUAUUCAUAAUGGUUUGGCACUCUCUGUCACCACCAACAUGUCGAGUGACUCCUCAGUCACUCAGAAAGACAGCAAUGAUCAGGAGGGCUCCUCUGUGCGAGCCGGUGCCUCCGUCAGCCCUAGUCCCUCCUGCCUCAGUGAUGUCAAAGCCACUGCCAUCAAUUCUCCGUCCAAACUGCUCAAGUUCUUGAAGAUCCCCUCGAUUGGGGAGAAGUCUCAGGCUUCAUCCUCUGCUGUCUGUCUGAGCCCCCAACUCACCCGCAACUCCAGGAUCCCCUGUCGCACCAACAACUACGAGGUGUACCACUCUCCUGUUCCCACACGAAGAGCCACCACCACAGAGAGGUGCAGGCAGCCCCCUCCUCCACCCUCCAGAUCUGAGUCCUAUCCGGCCACACACUCUGCCCCGACCUCCCCACCACAACCUGAAGAUGACUGCUCCCCGUCUGCCAAGGAAAUAAGCUACAGCAGCCUCUCUGCUCCCAAAGUCAGUGCUGGCUCAAAGAUAGGCGCUCCCCCCUCUACGUCCUCCUCCUCACCCAAAGUAUCUCAGAGGGUCCCUCAUUAUGAAAAUGUCUGUGACAUGCCUGCCAUUUCUAGAGAGGAGGAACAAAUCCAGGGCCUUGAGAAAAGAGCCACACUUCCAACUCAAACAAAGGUGAACGGUGGUGAGAGGAAGCUUGUUAAAUCGCUACCAGAAAGUGUUCUGAAUCCCUCUCCUCAACGAAAGCAGUCGUCGUCCUCCACAUCAGAGUGCACGUCGGAUGAUGAAGAGGAUUCAGACAGCCCGGUGUGGGUUAACCAUCACAGCCUGCCCAACUCAUCUGCCCUCAGCAAAGCUCAGGGCAGAGAGAACUACUCCCAAGCCAGAGAGAAACAAGAGACUGAUGGAAGAGAAGUCACUGUGCAGAACUCUGAGGUCAUCCAGCAGCCACCUCCACCCCCAGCCAGGAGAACUUCCAUCCCAAAGAGGCCUGCAGCCGGGUCAGUGAGAUCCCAGGCCGAUUCUAGUCACCACGCUUUCAAAGACAGGCUGGCAGCGCUGGGCAAGCUGAGGAGCUCAGAGGAUUUACAAGUCAAUCUAAGGCCAGUCGAGACUGUGAAUGAAGGUUCCUAUGGCGAAGAAAGGAGCAAGAUGUCGGAGAGAGCCGUGGAGCUCCAUAAAGAGGAACAGAAACAUUCAAAGCAUACAGACUUGUUGGAUGGCAAAACUAAAGGUAGCAGUGGUGGGUUGAAGUAUCCGGGGUCGUCUCCGCUGUAUGAACAGGCAGGAAAAUCUCAGCCUCCUGGCCCUGCAGUGACCAAGGCUGAAGGCUCCAAGAGCAAAAUAGGGCUGCCAUCCCCCAACACUGACACUCCACAGGUACUACGUAACAAUAUCAAGUGUCCUGGCUCCCUGAAUCUGGCCUAUAAUGUUAAACCUGCUGUUAGUCCUCAUAGUACCAACAGCCCCAAUAAAAUCCCCCCAAAGUCACCGUCCAAACCUUGCCAGGGUCCAUCUGUCCACAGAGGGGGAAAGCCCGCAGAGGCCCCACGUUACUCAUCCAAAUCAGAGGAGAGGACCAAGAUCAGCGGGAAGGGGAAAAAGAACCCGAUAUACGGAGACAGCCUCCCGCCUCCUCCUCCAAGACCUCCACUAUCUGAGGGUGAGAAGCCGCUGCAGCCGGUCCCCAGCCUGCAAUCUGCCAUUGAGCAGAAGGUGAUGAAGGGCAUCGAGGAGAACGUGCUGAAGCUUCAGGAGCAGGACCGAGGAGGGCAAGGCAGUGAGGUCAAGCAGAAAGCCUCCAAUGGCAUUGCAAGCUGGUUCGGCCUGAAGAAGAGUAAACUGCCCGCACUGAACCGAAAGACGGACACCACCAAAGCAAAGGAGGAGAAGAAGGAGUGGAAGAUAAACAUUCCCUCUGUGGGCAGGGACUCAGUGAAAAUGGCCACCAGGUGUAAAGAAGGCGUGGAAGGUCUGAACAUCUCCACUCUGAUGGAAAAGGCAGAGGGCCUGAGGAGGGCCUUGGAGGAGGAGAGGGCGUAUGUGGAGAGGUCAGGCAGGGGCCACUCCUGUGAGGUGGUGAUGGACCAAGCUCAGGGACAGCUGGCGGUCAUGUACAGGGGAGCGCGCUCUGACAACUUCAUGCAGCAGCUGCUAAACAGAGUGGAUGGGAAGGACAUGAUCAGCGUGCCCCAGCGCCGGCUCUCGUUUGACUGCAAGACCUCCAAACCAGUGUAUACUCAGCAGAGUGACAUCAUCAGUCACAUCGGCAGCCGAGACGAUAUGGACAAGGGAUCAGAUAGAAUCGGUAAGAUCACGUCAGAUGAAAACCUCGCAGAUUCAGUUCACUCUCAGCACUUCGCAGGAUCUGGCGCUUCCACAUACACCCUAGACAGUGGCAUCGGUACAUUCCCCCUACCUGACUGCGGCAGCGGUGCAGCAGGACGUGGCCCGUCCAAGACAAGGGCCGGGGCUGAGCACCACUCGUCCGGCUCCCCAGGGAGGGCCGGGAGACGGGCCCGCACCCUGGACAGAGAGCUGACGUCGCAGGAGGAGUGCUACACGCCACACAAGCAGCUGAUUCCCACCUCUCAGUACGGCGCCAUGCUGGAGGGAAGAAGUUCAGCCAGCGUCAUCCGGGAAGACAGCGAGGCCCAUGGAGCUGGCGUUUUCUCUCCUCGCUCAAAGACUUGGACCUUCCCCAACCCGAAGACUCCAGCAGGGUCUGCGGAGGUUUACCUGGCAGUGGAGGAGGAGGAGGAGGAGGCAGUAUCCUUCGGCUCACCAUUCCGAGGGAGCGUGAAGGCUGGCGUUCCGUCCUCCAGCCGGAUUGUUGACCCAAGCAGCCUGCCCGUCCCUGUCCAACCGGGGAUGAGCCGCAGGGGAAAGACUCGCACUCCCAGCGUACCUGAGAUGAGCCGGGAGGCUGGGCUGGAGCUGCUCAGGGAGCGGCCGGAGGAAGCCCUCUCCCCGAGCCGCCCUCAGGUCCUGGAGACUCCCGAGUCUCUCAGCGAUUCUCUGUACGACAGUCUGUCAUCCUGCGGCAGCCAAGGAUAAUCCAGCCAAGGAUCUGGGGAGGGGCACAUGCUCAUCUAGUGCCCAGACAAGACCCAGCACGCCCCUGGGCACGUCUCCUGGCUACUGGCUGUGUUGUGAUGCUGCUGACCUGCCGCCCCCUUGAUGUCCGCAAGAAUAUUCUGGUGACGUUUCAUCAGCUGUUUCUCUUUUGCAACUGGAAAGUGGAAAGUUUUCCUCAGGAUUUCCAAUAAACAUGAAGCCAAAAGCCACCCAAGUAACACAGGUUGUUCACUUUUUCACAAUCAGACAAGACUGUGGACACUGGUCUGACUCAUGUAUAUAGGACUACAACACGCAUGGCCAAACU
This is a messenger RNA of Monopterus albus (swamp eel), 3520 nucleotides long. RefSeq names its product nck-associated protein 5-like. The record is from RefSeq and is a predicted model, not a curated record. Gene Ontology annotation, biological process: microtubule depolymerization; microtubule bundle formation. Gene Ontology annotation, cellular component: microtubule plus-end. NCBI's taxonomy places the organism in Eukaryota, Metazoa, Chordata, Actinopteri, Synbranchiformes, Synbranchidae. The transcript is spliced from 6 exons. Bases 1 to 3192 code for a protein of 1063 amino acids.